Messenger RNA from Saccostrea cuccullata (small rock oyster), 1015 nucleotides. RefSeq lists its product as uncharacterized. The record is from RefSeq and is a predicted model, not a curated record. NCBI's taxonomy places the organism in Eukaryota, Metazoa, Mollusca, Bivalvia, Ostreida, Ostreidae. The transcript has 3 exons. Bases 17 to 1015 code for a protein of 332 amino acids.
UUGUGAAUAGUUCAGUAUGCCGAGGGCUGCAAGGAGAAAUGCGACAAGGCAAAGGCCUGUUCAGGUGGUUUCAACUUCUGCCGUAGAAAGCAGUGCUACACUUCUUGACAUGGACAAUCCCUUGAAUUGGACUGUUGCCCAAUUAAGGGAAAGACUGACACAAUUAGGAAUUCAAGUUCCGAAAGGAUUUAAUGCCUCAACUUUGCGACAGCUUUACAAUGAAAACAUAAACAAAGGUGAUGUAACAGAACGGCGCGAAAACUCGCAUGAAGGAUCAUUGGGCGGAAGUGACGCAACAAACAAUGGCGUCCCCCUACAAACAUUGGGCGAAAGUACAGUUACGAAUACAAAUAACGAUGGUGUUCUACUACAGACUUUGCAAAGUAUGGCUCAAUCAUGCGCAGCUUUGCAACAGACGGUUAAUACGUUAUUAGCGAAAGAGAACAAGAAAGACGCAGAGAAGGAGGACGAUAACCCUCUUAAGAAAUAUGCUGCUCAAGUUCACACGGAUUCAGCUUCAGCUGGAGAAGUUCAGGCAGGCGGCUCCUCAAGCAGAGAAGAAUCCGAUGGUCUGCCCACAGGUAUCAGAAGUAAUUUGGAACUCGGACAAGUGGUUCAAAAACUGAUGAACAAUUCCGUGACAGAAAGAACAAGAUUAACUUACAAACAAGGUUUUGAGACAUAUAAACAUUUUCUUACAAUACAUGGUGUUUUUUAUGAUGUUAAAUGUCCACCUAUAUCUGAAGAUAUACUUGUACAUUUUGUUGCAUAUUGCCAACAUAACUUGUUGCUUAAAUUUUCUACAAUAAGAUUAUAUUUGUGUGGAAUCAGAUACAUGUUUUUAGAAAUGGGAAUUCCAAACCCUUUUCAGUCUAAAUGUCACUCAAUGGAACGAUUGAAGUUAAUUUUAAAUGCAAUUGGAAAAGUGCAAAGCAAGAUGCCCUCAGCCUGCAGGAUUCAGAGUAAACAACUACAGUUAUGUAACUGGUACCUGGUUCUAAUGCUGGGAGAUUGA